AUGGAAAGAAGAAAAUUCAAGCCAGGUACACUUCCUAGUAAUGACUACGCCUUUACUGGCAAUAUCUUCGUCAGCGAUAACAACUACAGAUAUUUCUAAACUCAGCAGAAGAAGAAAGGAACUCUCUUCCUCAGUAUCAAUGGUUUCAUCCUAAAGACUGAGCCUCUAUCAUAAUUAUCAGACGACGAGAUAGGUCUCUCAUCAUUCUUAAGAGAUGCCACUAGAAUAUCAAAGUUAGAUGAGCUAGAGGUUAAGAUAGCUGAGGUCAAAGAGCAAAACCCUCUUGAUUCACUAGAUUUCACAGUUGAUAAGGUAUACAUUCUAGACUAGUCAGUAAAGCUAGACAACCAAGGUUUAGUUAAUAUUCACGAGAAGGAGGUGAUUGGAAGUCUAAGGAAGUCACUUGACUAGAAGUACAUCAACCGAGGAGAGAUCAUCCCACUGCUCAUCAACGAGGGCCUGCUAGUUAGAGUCAGCAUUAAGAAAUUCGAGUCCUUGAAGGAAGGUACAGGAGAACUCAGAUAUGGAGUGAUGAUGAAGGAAACCAACAUAAGUGUGAGUGUAGACCCUACCUGCAAGAACCAGAUCAAGAUUUAGAGCGACAAGGUCAAGGAGAAGCAGAUCUUUAAGAAGAACUUCAACUUCCAAGAGCUAGGAAUAGGAGGAUUAGACAGGGAGUUUCAGGAGAUAUUUAGAAGAGCCUUCAAUUCCAGAAGAUACCCCCAGCAUGUGAUUGAUAAGUAUGGAAUUAAACACGUAAGAGGAAUGCUGCUAUAUGGACCUCCAGGUACUGGUAAGACACUCAUAGCUAGGUAGAUUGCCAAGGCGCUAGACUGUCACGAGCCUAAGAUUGUACACGGCCCUGAAAUCUUUGAUAAAUACGUCGGAGAAGCAGAAAAGAAGAUCAGAGCUCUAUUUGCAGAUGCUGAGAAAGAUAUGAAAGAACUGGGAGAUGAGUCAAACUUGCACAUUAUUAUCUUCGAUGAGAUAGAUGCUAUUUGCAGACAGCGUGGCUCUACAGGAAACUCAGGCACUGGAGUCAAUGAGACUGUGGUUAAUCAGCUGUUGUCUAAGAUGGACGGUGUAGACUCACUAAACAACAUCCUGGUGAUUGGGAUGACUAAUAGAAAGGAUAUGAUAGAUGAAGCAAUGCUUAGACCUGGUAGACUAGAGAUACACUUGGAGAUCGGACUGGCAGAUGAAAAAGGCAGAAGACAGAUAUUUGAGAUUCACACUAGACACAUGAGAGAGAACAACCUUAUGCAUUCUGAUGUUGACCUUGACCAUCUCGCUAAGAUAACCAAGAAUUAUACUGGAGCAGAAAUAGAAGCAGUCUCUAGAUCAGCUACUUCAUUUGCUCUCUUCAAAGACUUAGAUCUGUCUGUUAUUGGCCAAACUAAUACUGAUUAAAAGAACCCUAAAAAGCCCUCUAGUCAACCGACUAAGGGUAAGGAAUAAACCAGCACAUUAGGGAACUUAGAAAAGUAAGUUAAGAUGGCUGACUUCUUGCAAGCUCUAGAUGAGAUCAAGCCAGCCUUUGGUAUAGACAAUACCAACCUCAGCAACAGUCUUAGAGGCGGUUUCUACUAGUACGGUGAGCGCUUCGAUGAACUUUACAAGACUGGAAUCAACUUCAUUAAUGAAAUCAGGAAUUCCAAGAAUACACCUCUCCUCUCAGUGCUAUUGGAGGGUAAGAAUGGUUCUGGUAAGACAGCUCUUGCAGCUAAGUUUGCUUUGGAAAGCAGAUUCCCAUUUGUUAAACUCAUUUCUCCUGAAAACUUCGUAGGCUAUUCAGAACAAGGAAAGAUAAGUGCUAUAGUCAAGAUAUUCGAUGAUGCUUAUAAGUCACCUCUAAGUUUGAUUGUUCUUGAUGAUAUCGAAAGACUCAUUGAAUUCAUUCAUAUUGGCCCUCGUUUCUCAAAUGCAAUCCUUCAGACUCUUUUAGUUUUGAUUAAGAAGAAGCCAAACAAUGCAGACCGUAAACUGAUGAUCAUAGGUACUACUUCUAUGAGAUCUAUACUCUAGGAGAUGGAAGUAGUUGACUGCUUCAAUGUCUGUUUGAAUGUGCCAUCCAUCAGAUCCAAGUCAGAGAUGGCCAGUGUGCUUUCGAACUUUAAAGCCUCAAGUCAGGAAGUCAAUAAGAUUACCAAAGAACUCUUUGAAUUAGAGGACAUAGUUGCAAGUGGAGGCAUUCCUAUUAAGAAUAUGGUACUUAGUAUUGAAUUAGCAUUGCAAAACAGCUCUAGUGGCCAGAUUGAACACCAAGCUUUCAUGGAAAGUCUGAAGGCUGUGCAUCAUUACUGA
Molecule: messenger RNA, 2304 nt
Organism: Stylonychia lemnae
Lineage: Eukaryota; Ciliophora; Spirotrichea; Sporadotrichida; Oxytrichidae
Source: the annotation of a GenBank genome assembly